CAAGGAGUUUGAAAGACACUGUACUGCAGAAGGUCUGAGUUGAUUACUAAAUUUUCAUACGCCCGAUGUUUGCAAUUGUCGCCCAAUCAAACUAGUGGGGAGGUGGAAGCCAGGUCGAGCAGGUGAUUUGACGAAAGUUCCUCUUGCAAGAUCCCAAAGAAAAUAAGGACAAAGCUAUAUAAUACAGUUCACCGAUCCUAUGCUCGCUCGAAAUCACCAUUAUUUGUCUGUUUAACUCUCUGCCCGAAUCACGGAUUUCGAUAAUCAGGCGGUGAAAGACUCCUCACACUUGAUUCGGACCUUUUCGUUGAAAUUCCCAAUACCUCCAACAAUUCCACCCACAAUGGCUAUUUCCCAAAGGUUACUAGCGGUCCUAAAGCAGGCAGAGUUCGAGGAGCGAGCAAAAGGCGGCGUGGUCGUAAGGAUACACUCCCGGCAUGUCAGCGCCCAUGAAUUGAAGGAAACGCUAAAGACAAUGUUUCCACACUCAAACUACACCAUCCAGCUCAGGAGAGACCGAUAUUCGAUAACGUUUCCAGAGCAUCGAAAGUGUGACCUGGAUCAGGUGUUGUUCGGCUCCAAACCAUCCGGCCAACAACCCAAGCUACCUAUAACCGCUCCUACUUCUACUCCUCUGUUGGCAAUCGAGUCAAAGCCCGUUAUAGAGUUCAGGACAACUCUUCGAUCAUCAAACACAGGUGCUGGUCCGAUAAUCGGGCCACAAGAGACUCUUAAGGCCAUUCCUCAUGGGCCUAAAAGCACGCAACGGGAAGGAAUUCUGAUUCGCACCAGGUGUCUUUUGCUGGAUAUAGCAAAAUGUGCUAGGAAUGCAGUAAUGAAUGUUGUCCGUCCAUGACUGGCAAUGGUGAUUGCUCAGACAUGGUUGUUCAGGAAAGUGGAAGAAAGGAAAGAAGGGGUAGAGGGAACAGUG
This is a messenger RNA of Neurospora tetraspora, 931 nucleotides long. RefSeq lists its product as uncharacterized. The record is from RefSeq and is a predicted model, not a curated record. NCBI's taxonomy places the organism in Eukaryota, Fungi, Ascomycota, Sordariomycetes, Sordariales, Sordariaceae. The coding region runs from base 344 to 856 and encodes 170 amino acids. The transcript has 2 exons.